AUGGGCACCAGAUUCGUGUGGCUGUGCCUUUUUCUGUCAGUGGCGAGUUGCGUCGGGCAAGACACUGGGGCCACAAAGGAGGAAAUCCCGGAGGGCGCAUCCACCCUGGCAUUCGUUUUUGAUGUGACUGGCUCCAUGUACGACGACCUGGUCCAGGUCAUCGAGGGUGCGUCCAAGAUUUUGGAAACGUCCCUAAGCAGACCAAACAGACCACUGUACAACUUCGCCCUGGUCCCCUUUCACGACCCAGAAAUCGGACCCGUUACCAUCACAACGGAUCCAAAGAAGUUCCAGUAUGAGCUGAGAGAGCUGUACGUCCAGGGAGGUGGGGACUGUCCGGAGAUGAGCGUCGGUGCCAUCAAGAUCGCCUUGGAGAUCUCCCUGCCGGGGUCCUUCAUUUACGUCUUCACAGAUGCCCGAUCUAAAGAUUACAAGCUGACCCACGAUGUACUGCAGCUCAUCCAGCAGAAACAGUCACAGGUGGUGUUUGUGCUAACGGGGGACUGUGAUGAUCGAACUCAUAUCGGCUAUAAGGUUUAUGAGGAGAUUGCCUCCACCAGCUCUGGACAGGUCUUCCAUCUGGACAAGAAACAGGUCAACGAGGUUCUGAAGUGGGUGGAGGAGGCGGUGCAGUCGUCCAAGGUCCACCUGCUGUCCACUGAUCACUACAGCGGGAUCAGCAACACUUGGCAGAUGCCCUUUGACCCCAGCCUGAAGGAGGUCACCGUGGCCCUCAGCGGUCCAGCACCUGACAUCGAGAUACGAAACCCCCAGGGGAAGCUGGUGGGGAAGAGCGAUGGCCUCAUUGAGCUUCUGCACAUUCCCAACUCCGCCAAGGUUGUCAACAUCAAGGACCCACAGCCUGGGAUGUGGUCUAUCAAGACUUCUAGUCAAGGAAGACACUCGGUUCGUAUCACAGGUCUCAGCACCAUUGACUUCAGGGCCGGGUUUUCCAGGAAACCCACGUUGGACUUCAAGAAAACCAUAAGUCGUCCUGUUCAAGGUAUUCCCACCCACAUUCUUCUGAACACCACUGGACUCUCCCCGCCUGCUCGUGCCGACAGGUUGGAGCUCCUGUCAAUCACGGGUGAUGUCAUAAAAACAUUGCCAAUCCGCUACUACCCCGACCGCCAGCCUUACGGCCUGUGGAACAUCACAGAGUUCGUCCCACCCAACGAGGCCUUCUUCCUGCGCGUGACAGGAUAUGACCGGGACGGUUUCCUGUUCCAGAGAGUCUCCAGUGUUUCUUUCUCCAGUAUCGUGCCUGAUGCCCCAAAGGUGGUGAUGCCAGAAACAUCUCAUGGUUACUACCUGCAAAGAGGAGCUAUCAACUGCCAGGUGGACAGCCUGAUCCCUUUCACCCUGCGCUUCACCAGAGACGGGAAACGACUCGGGGUGGAUCAACUCUUCAGGGAUUCAGGCACUGCAUCAUGGGAUAUAGCCCAGGUUACUCUGAAGGAUGAGGGCUACUACGAGUGUAUUGCUAUUAGCAAUGCUGGCACUGGACGAGCUCGCACCUUCCUCGAUGUAUCAGAGCCCCCGCCGGCCGUCACAGUCGAGGGUAACGUCACCGCCUCGCCUGGCUCCCACGCCGUCCUCACCUGCCAUGUGGUCAGCACAGUCGGCUUCAACCUCACCUGGCUCAGAGGAGGUCAAGACGCUCGCCUGGACCCACGGGCACACGCCUUCACCAACCUCUCACUGGAGCUGCGCGCUGUGACUCCGGAUCAGGCUGGCUGGUACGAGUGCAUUGCUGUCAAUGAAGGAGGGGCGACCCGGGAACGAGUCUACCUCACUGUACAAGAGGUGCCCAGGGUUUCAGUGGAGCCUUGGAACCAGACCUUCGUGACAGGACAGGAAGUGAGGAUUAGGUGCUCGGCCAGUGGCUACCCUCCGCCUCUCUUGGUCUGGACCCACAAUGACAUUUUCAUCAUGGGGUCCAGCAGACACCUGAUGAGCAAUGAUGGCACGCUGGUCAUAAGGAACGUGGACCAGAGGGAUGGGGGGGUGUACGGCUGUUUGGCCAGCAACCCGGCUGGAACUGACACAAAGACCUCCACCCUCAUUUAUAUCGAAUCUCCUGUGGUGACCGUGGCCUUGAGUCAGAUUCUCAUUGGUCUUGGAGAAACGACAGUGAUGGCUUGCUCUGCAUCUGGAAUCCCAAAACCUGAGAUCUGGUGGUACAAAGGGGAUGUCCAGCUACGUCCAUCAGCCUUUAUGGACGUCGAUGCCCUGGGUGGGACGCUGACCAUCAAGGAGACCCGAGAUGGUGAUGCUGGAGACUACACCUGUGUCGCUGUCAACUCCGCUGGCACCUCGUCAGGAAAGAUCUCUCUCAGUGUCGGAGCUGCACCCAAGUUUACACGAGAGCCAUCUGACGUGGCGGCGGACAUCGGCUCCAACCUGACCCUGCUGUGCCACACUGAGGGUUACCCCGAACCGCAGGUCACCUGGAGGAGAGAGGACGGCACGCCCCUGUUCAGACGGACCCACACACACAGCAGCAUCACACAGAGCAGGGGGGAGCUGCACAUCAGCAAUCUGUGGGUGGAGGAUGACGGAGUAUAUGUGUGUGAAGCCCAUAACCAUUUUGGCAGGAUCCAGACUCAGGCCAAGAUCACUGUGACUGGACUGGUCUCACCUGUCAUUGCGAUGAGUCCGAGCGUGCUCAAUGUGAUCGAGGACCAGCAAGUGACUCUGCCCUGUGUGCUGUUGGCUGGGAACCCGCUGCCUGAGAGACAGUGGCUGCACAACUAUGGCCUGGUGACCUCAGAUCAGUAUGUGACUGUGAGGAGGGACGGCAGUCUGCACAUUGAGAGAGUCCAGCUGGAGGAUGGAGGCGACUACACCUGCUUGGCGGAGAACGUGGUGGGGGCCAGCAACCGUACCACCAGCCUCAACGUCUAUGUGAUCCCUACCAUUCAGCAUGGCCCUCAGGUGUUCAGCACCAUUGAGGGCACACCCAUCUCUCUGCCCUGCCGUGCCAAUGGAGUGCCCACCCCUGACAUCACCUGGUCCAAGGGUGGAGAGCAGCUGAAUCUGGGUGGUCCGGCCUUCUUGCUCGAUGCUGACGGCAGCCUCCGCAUCACCUCCCCCUCUGGUAGUGAGACUGGAGAGUUCAUCUGCACAGCCACCAAUGCUGCCGGCUUUAACUCCAGGAAGGUUCAGCUCACUGUCUACGUUCGUCCCAGGUCCGGCGACGGUGUCGGGGGUCCAGACGGGUCCACAGAGCCAUUUAGUGUGUCAGUGAUUGAGGGUGAGGAUGCCACUUUGCCCUGUGAAGUCCACAGUGUCCCACCUCCCACAAUCACCUGGGCCAAGGAGAGGCAACUCAUCUCCCCCUUCUCUCCCAGGCACACUCAGCUCCCCUCUGGCUCCAUGAAGAUCUUGGAGAGCAGAGUGUCCGACAGUGGACUGUAUGUGUGUGUCGCCUCCAACAUCGCUGGCAACCUCACACAGUCUGUUCGUCUUAGUGUUUUGGUGCCGCCUAGUAUCCAGGCAGGCCCAAAGGUAAUGAAGGUGCAGCUGGGACACCCCGUGGAGCUGCCCUGUGUGGCACGAGGCGUCCCCGAGCCCACCCUCACCUGGCUGAAGGACGGUCAGCAGCACCCGGUGUCCCCUGACGGCAGCCUGGCACUGAGCCGCGUGGGACUGGAUGAUGAAGGGACCUACACCUGCGUGGCGUCCAACACCGCAGGCAGAGACGAGGCUCAGGUUCAGCUUCUGGUGCAAGUGCCCCCUGUGGUAGAAGUGCUGGAGCCCCCCUUCAACAGUCCGUUGCAAGAGAGAGUUGCAAACCAGCGCAUCGCCUUCCCCUGCCCUGCCAAAGGCCUUCCUAAGCCAGUGAUUCGGUGGUUGCGUAACGGCCAGGAGCUGACGGGUAAUGAGCCGGGCGUUUCCAUCCUGGAGGAUGGCACGCUGCUGAUCCUGGCCUCUGUGUCGCCCCUGGACAACGGAGAGUAUGUCUGCACUGCUGCCAAUGAUGCUGGAUCCACUGAGAGGAAGUACCAGCUCAAAGUGAACGUGCCCCCAGAUUUCCGUGACAAGGAAUCACCAGGCAACGUGUCAGUGGUCCUGAGCCAGCCCACCAGCUUGGUGUGUGAUGUCACAGGAAGUCCCACCCCCGUCAUCACCUGGUACAAGGAUGGCGUUCCUGUAGUUCCUAGCAGCAGUGUCCAGAUCCUUGACAAAGGGAAAACCCUGAGGCUACUGAAGGCAGCAACAGCAGAUACCGGCAGCUACACGUGUAAAGCCAUCAACAUCGCUGGCAGCACGGAGAAGGGCUUCUUCCUGGAUGUUCUGGUCCCACCUACAAUUGUAGGUACAGGCUCCCCUCAAGAUGUCUCAGCUAUUCUGAAUCAGGAGAUAAGUCUGGAGUGUAAGGUCAAAGGAGUGCCCUUUCCCACAAUCCAGUGGUACAAGGACAGAAAGCUGGUGUUUCUGGGUGAUCCGAAUCUGGAGGUGACCAACAGGGGUCAGACUCUGACGAUAAAAAGCGCCCGUUUGGGUGAUCAGGCCCGUUACCAGUGUAGCGUCACCAACGCAGCGGGCAAACAGUCCAAGGAUUUCAACCUCAGUGUCUAUGUCCCCCCCUCCAUCAAAGGUGGCAAUGUGACGACAGAGGUGACAGCCCUUCUGGACACGGUGGUAACCCUGGAGUGUGAGGCACGCGGGGUGCCGCUCCCCGCCAUCACUUGGUACCGUAACGGAGAGGCCAUCCUCUCGAACCGGCAGGCUCAGUAUGUGGAACGAGGCCAUUACCUGAAGAUCCCUCGGGCGCAGGCGUCAGACGCUGGCCAGUACACCUGCAGGGUGACCAGCGUGGCCGGGACGGCGGAGAAGAGCUACGAGCUGGACGUCUACCUGCCUCCUAGCAUUGCAGGGGGGGAUGACGGUUCCACAGAGAGGAAGGUGGUCCUCAGUAAACCUCUGACCCUGGAGUGUGAAGCCACAGGCCACCCUCCGCCCUCCCUCACCUGGCUGAAGGACGGGGUUCCUGUACGGGACGGAGAAAGUGUCCGUGUCCUCCAGCAGGGUAGGAAGAUAGAAAUCCUGUCUGCCACGGUCUCAGACUCGGGACGCUACGUCUGCGUAGCAACCAGCAUCGCCGGGGAGAAGGAGAUCAAGUAUGACGUCAGCGUUCUAGUUCCACCUUUUAUUGAUGGAGGAGAUGAGGUGACAGACAGCACGGUGGUAAUCAACAGCCCUCUGGAGCUGGAGUGUCACGCCACCGGAACGCCUGCACCUGCCAUCACGUGGUUUAAGGAUGGGAAGCCCGUCAGGCAGGGUGAAGGCGUGCGGGUGGUGGCCAGCGGGCGUCGGCUGGUCGUGUCUCGUGCUCAGGUCUCUGACACGGCUCGUUUUCAGUGUGUGGCCACAAAUGAGGCAGGAGAUCACGAGAGGGACUUCAAUGUGAUCGUCCAUGUCCCUCCAUCCAUCCGUGCCACUGGACCUGCUGAACGCUCCGUGGUCCUCCACAAGUCCAUCAGCCUGCAGUGCAUCCCCAGCGGCAUCCCUGCUCCCAGCAUCACCUGGCUCAAAGAUGGCCGCCCUGUUGACACAGCACAGGAGCACCUCAAGCUGGAGUCGGCGGGGAGAACGCUGCAGGUCACAGAGGCCAGACUAGAGGAUUCUGGGAGAUACACCUGCCUGGCCACCAAUGCAGCGGGAGAAGCCCAGCAGCAUAUUCGCCUCAGUGUCCAUGAGCCUCCUACUAUCCCCUACUCUGGAGAGAUGCUCAACCAGACCAUCCUGUCUGGCUUUUCCACCCAGCUGGAGUGCAAGGCCUCAGGCAGCCCCUUACCUGCCAUCACAUGGUACAAAGAUGGCCGUCCUCUGACGAGCGCGGCGGGGGUGACCAUGCUGAAGCGUGGCCAGGUGCUGGAGAUAGAGCGCGCCCAGUUGUCCGAUGCUGGGAUAUACCGAUGUGUGGCAGUCAACCUGGCUGGAACUGCUGAGAUAUCCCAUAGUCUGCAGGUGUACGUUCCUCCUGUGAUCUCCAGCCGCGGCGGCAUGGUGACGGUGGUGGUGAAUGAGGCUGCCAGGCUGGACUGUCAGGCCACCGGAGUCCCCCAGCCGAGCCUCACGUGGCUCAAAGACGGCAGCCCCGUCGCCAGUGUAUCCAACGGCAUUCAGGUGCUGUCUGCUGGCAGGGUGCUGUCUCUGGGCAGUGCACAGGUCAGCGACACAGGCAGGUAUACCUGUGUGGCGGUCAACGCCGGAGGGGAGCAACAGAGAGAGUACGACCUGCGGGUGUAUGUGCCCCCGAACAUCAUGGGCGAAGAGGUGAAUACCACAGUUAUGCUGGGACGUCCAGUGGAGCUGCACUGCAGGAGCGAUGCAAUCCCUCCACCAACCCUGUCCUGGCACAAAGAUGGCCGCCCACUCUUCAGGAAGCCUGGCCUGACUGUCUCAGAGGAUGGGAGCCUGCUCAAGAUUGACAGUGCCCAGGUGCAGGACUCAGGCAGGUACACCUGUGAAGCUACCAAUGUUGCUGGCAAGACAGAGAAGAACUAUAACCUCAAUGUCUGGGUUUCUCCCAGUAUCCGCGGCUCAGAGGAAGUGUCUCCACUGACAGUGAUUGAGGGAAGUCUGAUAACUCUGGUGUGCGAGUCCAGCGGCAUACCACCUCCCAGCCUCACCUGGAGGAAGGAUGGUGAGUGUGUGGAGCUCAAGUCAGACCAGCGACUCAAAAUUUUGUCAGGAGGUCGCCAGCUGCAGAUUUCGAGUGCUGAGAGGACAGACGCAGCUUCUUAUACCUGCAUAGCAUCCAGUGCAGCUGGCAGCACCUCCAAGGAGUACAACCUGCAGGUCUAUGUCCGCCCUUCCAUUAGACGCAGCGAGGGCGGAGCCGAUGAUGUCACUGUGACAAAAGGCGGGGAUAUCACCCUGCAGUGCGCUGCGGAUGGUGUGCCACGUCCGGCGGUCACAUGGCUGAAAGAUGGACGACCUAUCACAGGCCAGCACGGGGCCAAGGUUCUGAACGAGGGGAGGCUGCUGCAGAUUAAAGACGCCAAGGUGUCAGACACGGGGCGCUACACCUGUAUUGCUGUUAAUGUGGCAGGACAAGCUGACAGCAAGCAUGAUGUCAGUGUACAUGUCCCACCCAGUAUCAUCGGUCAGGUGCAGGUGCCAGAGAAUGUGAGUGUGGUUGUGAAAAACCCUGUGGCUCUAACCUGUGAGGCUUCGGGCAUACCACUUCCUGCCAUCACCUGGCUCAAGGACGGCCAGCCAGUCAAAGCCACAAGCUCAGUUCGCAUCCUCUCAGGGGGGCGGAGUCUGCGUCUGAUGCAUGCUGCCGUAGAGGAUGCUGGGCGAUAUACCUGCAUUGUGUCCAACAGCGCCGGGGAGGAGAGGAAGAACUUUGACCUCGACAUUCUUGUUCCACCGAGCAUCGUGGAUGAGGGAACUGUGCUGGAUACUAAAGUCAAGGAGAAACACAACGUUACCCUGACCUGUGAGGCCACAGGUAACCCCGUGCCAGAGAUUAAGUGGCUGAAGGAUGGGCAGCUGCUGGUACCAGACAGACGCCACCAGGUUUUGUCUCAUGGCCGUUUCCUGCAGAUCUCUGGCGCCCAGGUGGCGGACACAGGCCGGUACAGCUGCCUGGCAUCCAACAGUGCAGGGGACCGCAGCAGGCACUUCAACCUCAAUGUCCUGGUUUCUCCUACCAUUGCCGGGUCGGGUCCUGAGGGGUCUGCAGAGGAGGUGACGGUAACCCUGAGCAGCCCCACCUCUCUGCUGUGUGAAGUCCAGUCCUACCCUCCCGCCCUCAUCACCUGGCUCAAAGACGGCACGCCGUUUGAGUCCAGCCGCAACGUCCGAGUCCUUCCAGGGGGGCGAACCCUGCAGAUUCUCAAUGCUAAAGAGGAGGAUGCUGGGAGGUACACCUGCGUGGCCACUAAUGAGGCCGGAGAGACACUGAAGAACUAUGAGGUCAAAGUUUAUGUUCCCCCUCAGAUCAAUAAGAACGAUAUCCCAGGGGAGGGACUUGCCCCCAAAGAGGUCAAGAUCAAGGUCAACAACACACUGACCCUGGAGUGUGAGGCCGAGGCCAUCCCAACGCCAGCGCUGCAGUGGUACAAGGAUGGACAGAUUCUGCGGGCAAAUGACCACGUGUCCAUCACAGCCAACGGUCGAAUUGUUCAGAUCAAACACGCUCAGGUCUCGGACACCGGCCGCUACACCUGCGUAGCCACUAACAUAGCUGGGGAGGAUGAGAAGGACUUUGAUGUAAAUAUACAAGUUCCACCCAGUUUCAGCAGACCCGGAGUGGGUGAUCGCACAUCUACCCCAGGCGACGUCAGGGAUGUGAUUCUCAACAACCCAAUUUCUCUGUACUGUGAGACCAAUGCUGUGCCGCCUCCAACGCUCACCUGGUACAAAGACGGAAGACCACUGGCCUCGAAUGACAAAGUCCUCAUCCUGCCAGGUGGGCGAGUGUUACAGAUUCCCAGGGCUCAGGCUGAGGACUCUGGCAGGUACACGUGUGUGGCAGUCAACGAAGCAGGAGAAGACUCCAUUCAGUAUGAUGUCAGAGUAUUAUUGCCGCCCUCAAUCCGGGGAACAGACAGCGACCUGCCUGAUGAGGUCACGGUCCUGGUCAAUAAAACUUCCCAACUGGAAUGUCACGUGGAUGGAAACCCCGCCCCCAAGAUCACCUGGCUGAAGGACAACCAGCCAAUCAGCUCUGAUGGCCCCUACAGAAUCCUGUCCAAUGGACGGACACUACAGGUGUUGACCGCCCAGGUGUCAGACACAGGACGCUACGUGUGUGUGGCUGACAAUGUGGCUGGCAGUGCAGAGAAAUCCUUUAACCUCAAUGUUCAUGUUCCCCCCUCCAUUGUCGGGCUGAACCCUGAGAAUGUGACUGUGGUGGUAAACAACUUUGUCUCCCUGACGUGUGAAGCCACUGGUUUCCCCCCUCCCACCCUGAGCUGGCUCAAUGACAGGGGCUCUGUUCAGGCUAACACCAAUGCACUCAUCAUGCCAGGUGGUCGUACACUGCAGAUUCUGAGGGCAAAAGUGUCUGAUGGAGGAAAGUACAGCUGUGUGGCCAUGAACCCAGCAGGAGAGGCUCGCAAAAUCAUCUACCUCACCGUCUUCGUUCCUCCCAGUAUCCGGGACAGCAGUGGGGACUCCCCUGUGGUGGUGAGUGUGCGUGUCGGCAACUCGGUGACUCUGGAGUGUGAGUCCAAUGCUGUGCCCCCUCCCACCAUCACCUGGUAUAAGAACGGCAGGGCGGUGACAGAGUCGGUCAAUCUACGCAUCCUGGCAGAGGGGCAGAUGCUUGAGAUCAAAGGGUCGGAGGUGUCUGACACUGGACAAUAUGUGUGUAAGGCUACUAAUGUUGCUGGUCAGGUGGACAAGAACUUCCAUCUCAAUAUUUAUGUACCUCCAAGUAUUGACGGCCCAUCAGAGGAGAGAGUGGUGGAAACCAUCAGCAACCCGGUCACGUUUGCCUGUGAUGCCACCGGUAUCCCCCCUCCAAGCCUCACCUGGCUAAAGAAUGGACGCCCCAUCGAGAACUCAGAGUCUCUGGAGAUGCACAUCCUGUCAGGAGGCAGUAAGCUGCAGAUCGCUCGUUCGCAGCUUUCAGACAGUGGCACUUACACCUGUGUGGCCUCCAACGUGGAGGGCAAGGCACGCAAGAGCUACCACCUCACCAUACAAGUCCCUCCAAGUAUCUCCGGCUCAGACAUGCCCAGUGACGUCGGCGUCCUGCUGAAUGACAGCAUCCAGCUGGUGUGCCGGGCCCUGGGAACGCCGCCCCCGACCAUCCAGUGGUUGAAGGAUGGGGAAGUCAUCAGUACGGCCGUGAACAAGGACAUCAGGAUUAGUCCAGACGGCAGCACACUCACUGUAUCUGGAGCUCAGACCUCAGACGGUGGCAAGUACACCUGUGUAGCCACCAACACUGCAGGGGAGGAGGACAGGAUAUUCAAUCUGAAUGUGUAUGUGCCUCCUGUGAUAGAGGGCAACAGUGAGCAGGCUGAGGAGUUUGCCACCGUGCUGGACAGCUCUGUCAACAUCGAGUGUGUUGCCACAGGCUCUCCUCCGCCCCAACUCAACUGGCUGAAAAACGGCCUGCCCCUGCCAGUCUCGUCCCACGUACGCCUCCUCUCUGCUGGACAGGUGCUCCGAAUUACUCGCACCCAGGUGUCUGAUAGUGGCACGUACACCUGUGUGGCAUCAAACAGGGCAGGAGUGGACAACAGACAUUAUAACCUACAGGUGCAUGUCCCUCCCAGUUUGGACGGAGCAGGGAGCACAGAGGAUGUGACAGUGGUGCGAGGACACUUGGCUUCUCUGCUCUGUAUCGCUGAUGGGACCCCAACGCCCACCGUGUCCUGGCUCAGAGAGGGGGUGGCUUUGGUUCCUGACCCCCACCUCAGCCUCCUCAACCUGAAUACCACGGUGCAGAUCACCCAGGCCCGGAUCAAUGACACAGGACGCUACACCUGCGUAGCUAACAACACCGCUGGACAGGCCAGUCGUCACUUCAACCUCAAAGUGCUGGACCCACCGCACAUCAAUGGCUCCAGAGUGCCGGCAGAAGUAUCCGUGGUGGUGAAUCACGUCCUGGAGCUGCAGUGCGAGGCGACAGGGAUCCCUGCUCCCUCUCUGACGUGGCUGAAGGAUGGACGGCCGCUCCCCCAGACGGACAGUUUGCGCAUCCUGCGGGGAGGGGAAGUGCUCCGUGUGGCCUCUGCUCAGGUGGAGGACACAGGCAGAUACACCUGUUUGGCCAACAGCCCUGCAGGAGAUGAUGACAAGGAUUUCCUGGUUCGAGUGCAUGUUCCCCCUAACAUUGCUGGGGAGAGCACACCCCAGGACGUGUCGGUGCUCCGGAGCAGGCAGGUGACGCUGGAGUGCAAAUCCGAUGCUGUCCCUCCUCCAACCCUCACCUGGCUCAAGGACGGCCAGCCACUACAGGCCUCUGCUCGAGUGCGUAUUCUGUCCAGCGGCCGCUACCUGCAGAUCAACAUGGCCGAACUGAGUGAUGGAGCGCAGUACACCUGUGUGGCCAGCAACAUCGCCGGCAAGACCACAAGGCAGUUUAAUCUGGCUGUCAAUGUGGCCCCGACCAUCGAAGAGGGUCCCCAGACAGUGUCAGUGCACAUCGACAAGCCAGUGGUGCUGGAGUGUGUGGUCAGUGGAGUACCAGCACCUCGCGUAACCUGGAGGAAACAUGGCGUCAUAUUGGCAGGAAACAACCCCAGGUACACAUUUGCAGAGGAUGGGUCCUUACACAUCCACUCUGCCCAGGUGACAGAUACAGGCCGCUACCUGUGUAUGGCAACCAAUCAGGCCGGGACACAACGCAAGAGAGUGGACCUGCAAGUAUAUGUGCCUCCUUCCAUUGCUGGCAGUCGCACCAACGUCACUGUGACAGUGAAUGUUCAGACCACGCUGUCUUGUGAAGCCACCGGCAUCCCCAAACCCACCAUCGCAUGGACGAAAAAUGGCCGAGCCCUCAAUACUGACCAGAACCAGAAUAUGUACAGGUUGUUAUCAUCAGGCUCCCUGGUAGUCAUAGCACCAACAGUGGAGGACACAGCAGUGUAUGAGUGUGUGGUCUCUAAUGAAGCAGGGGAAGAUUCCAGAUCCAUUAACCUCACUGUCCAGGUCCCUCCGUCAAUAGCAGAUGAAUCCACAGAGCUUGUGGUGACCAAACUCUCCCCAGUGGUCAUCGGGUGUACUGCGUCUGGGGUCCCUGAACCUAUUCUCCACUGGAGCAAGGAUGGUGUGAAGCUGCCCGCAGAGGGACAAGGGUACAGCAUCCUGCCCUCAGGUCCACUAGAAAUCAUGUCAGCCGAGCUGAGUCACGCUGGACGAUAUUCCUGUGUGGCCAAGAAUGCUGCAGGCUCCGCCCACCGCCAUGUACAGCUCACGGUGCAGGAGAUCCCAGUGAUCCAGGCCCACCCGACCACCUUAGAUGUGAUCCUGAAUAAUCCCAUCACUCUGCCCUGCAGGGCCACAGGCUCACCCCGACCUACCAUCACCUGGCAGAAGGAGGGCAUCAAUAUCCCCACUACAGGUGGAGGUUUCACGGUGCUGCCUAACGGAAGCCUGCAGAUCUCCAAAGCCUCUGUCUCUGACUCGGGAACUUACAUGUGUGUGGCUCAAAACCCAGCUGGCACUGCGCUGGGCAAGACGAAACUCAGAGUGCAGGUUCCUCCAGUGAUCAGUUCAGAGACUCAGAGUUACUGGGCACCUCUGGACUCCUCUGUGACACUCCAGUGCCAAACUGAGGGCUCCCCGUCCCCCUCCGUCACCUGGCAUAAAGACGGGCAGCCGCUGAGUGAGUCGGUGCGCCAGCGGGUGCUGAGUUCAGGAUCUCUGCAGAUAGCCUUCGUCCAGCCCAGCGAUACAGGACGCUACACCUGCACUGCCGCCAACGCAGCCGGCACUGCCAGUGUGGAGAUGAGCCUCACUGUACAAAUCCCACCCUCCAUCCGUGGUGGAGAGCUGGAAGUGGCAGUGGUGGAGAACAGCCAGGCCCAGUUGGUGUGUGUGGCAGAGGGGGUCCCACAGCCCAGCCUGUCCUGGGAGAAGGAGGGUAACACAAUCAGUGAAAGCACAGGGGAGUACACCAUCCUGCCGUCUGGGGAGCUGAUCAUAGACAUCGCCCAGCCUGAUGAUGCAGGUAGCUACACCUGUGUGGCCACUAAUGCAGUGGGGCAGGACAGUCGGACCGUGACCCUCUCUGUUCACACCCACCCUGCCUUCACUGAGCUGCUGGGGGAUGUGGCCCUCAACAAGGGAGAGCGCCUCCUCCUGGCCUGUGGUGUCACUGGCAUCCCUCUGCCCAAAAUCACCUGGGCCUUCAACAACAACAUCAUCCCAGCUCACUACGACCAUGCCAACGGCCACAGUGAGCUGCUGAUAGAGAGGGUGAAUAAAGAUGAUUCUGGCACCUACUCCUGCGUGGCAGAAAACAGCGUGGGGACCAUCAAGUCAUUAGGCUUUGUCUAUGUCAAAGAGCCACCUAUCAUUGAUGGGGACCUCCACUCCAAUCGUAUUGAACCUCUGGGGGGUAAUGCCAUUCUCAACUGUGAGGUUCGGGGAGACCCUCUACCCACAAUCCAGUGGAGCAAGAACGGCAUCAACAUCCAUAUCAGCAACCGCAUCCGCCAGCUGGACAAUGGCUCUCUGGCCAUCUACGGCACAGUGAAUGAAGAUGCGGGCAACUAUAUGUGUGUGGCAACCAAUGAUGCUGGUGUGGUGGAGAGGAGUGUCACACUUACCUUACAGAGUGCUCCCACCAUCAUUGUGGAGCCAGUGGACACAGUGGUGGACGCUGGCACCACAGUGGUGUUGAACUGCCAGGCAGAGGGUGAGCCCACCCCGGUCAUAGAGUGGUCUCGCCAGGGACGACCCCUCCUGAGCAACGACCGUUUCUCCACCCUGUCCAAUGGCUCCCUCAGGGUCAGCAGUGCCCAGAAGGAGGACACAGCUGAGUAUGAAUGUGUGGCCAGGAACUUGCUUGGAUCAGUGCUGGUCAGGGUCUCUCUCACUGUGCGAGUGCAUGGGGGCUACUCAGAGUGGAUGGAGUGGGGUCCCUGCAGUGUGUCCUGCGGUGUUGGAGCCCAGAAGAGGCUGAGGCAGUGUAACAAUCCCCUACCUGCCAAUGGAGGGCGCCACUGCACAGGGUCAGACACAGAGACACGCAGUUGCCAGGGAAAGCCUUGUCCAGUGGAUGGUAACUGGUCAGAGUGGUCAUCCUGGGAGGAGUGCUCUCGUACCUGCGGCCAGGGUAACAGAACCAGGGUCCGGACCUGCAGCAACCCGCCUGCUCAGCACGGGGGCAGACCGUGUGAGGGAAAGCCGGUGGAGGUCAUCAUGUGUAGCGUCAGACCCUGUCCUGUGGCAGGUAACUGGGGAUCCUGGUUGCCGUGGAGCCCAUGCAGUGAGACCUGUGGGAAGGGCAUGCAGUCCAGAAUCCGUCUGUGUAACAACCCCCCUCCGGCAUUUGACGGGCCACAAUGCGAGGGCCCCGACACUCAAACACAAGUCUGCAAGGAGAGACCCUGUCCUGUGGAUGGGAAGUGGUCAUCAUGGGUGAGCUGGGGAGCCUGCAGUGUUUCCUGUGGGGGCGGAACCAGGCAAAGGACACGCCUCUGUGCCAGCCCUGCCCCUCAGCACGGAGGCAGACAGUGUGAGGGCAACGAUGUGCACAUUGACUUCUGUAACAGCGACCCCUGCCCUGUCCAUGGUAACUGGGGUCCUUGGAGCAGCUGGGGCAGCUGCAGCAGGACAUGUAAUGGAGGACAAAUGAGGCGCUACAGGACAUGUGACAACCCCAGACCAGCCAAUGGAGGCAGGGCGUGUGCGGGGGCAGACACACAGAUACAGAGAUGCAGCACAGCCAACUGCCCAGUUGAUGGUAACUGGGGUUCGUGGCAGCCUUGGGGAGAGUGCUCGGCUUCCUGUGGCGGCGGAGAGAGAACACGAGUCAGACUCUGUAACAGCCCGUCUCCUAGCAACGGUGGACGGCCGUGCCCAGGAGACUCCUCCCAACUGUCCAGGUGUAACACUCAGGCCUGCCCAGGUGGGCCCCAGAAGGCACGAGGCAGCAUCAUAGGCAACAUCAAUGAUGUUGAAUUUGGCAUUGCCAUCCUCAACGCCACCAUCUCAGACAGCAAAUCAGGAGGCAGAGUCAUCCAGGCCACUAUUUCUAAUGUGCCCAGGACAUUAGGCCCAGCCAUGAGGAAGCUGAUCUCCAUCCUGAACCCCAUCUACUGGACCACAGCACAGGAAGUAGGAGAGGCCGUGAAUGGCUACACACUAACAGGAGGCGUCUUCAGGCGAGAAACACAAGUGGAGUUUGCCACAGGUGAGAUCCUGAGGAUGACCCACAUUGCCAGGGGCCUGGACUCAGAUGGAGCUCUGCUGCUGGACAUUGUGGUGAACGGACACAUCCUGCUGCUGCCCUCCCAUGCUGACAUCAGCAUCAAGGACUACACAGAGGACUACAUCCAGACGGGGCCGGGCCAGCUGUACGCUCUGUCCACCCGCAUGUUCAGCAUCGACAGGGAGAGCGUUCCCUACUCCUGGAACCACACCAUCACCUACGACCUGUCUAAAGGCAAGAUGCCCUACCUGGUCGAGACGCUGCACGCCACAGCCAUCGCUGCUCACUACCACCCCCUGGAGGAGAUGUUGGAGUACAGCAUCCAAGCUAGUAUUGCCAAGGGCGACCGCAGUAACCAGUGCCCUCAUGGCUUCCGUUUAGACUCUGCUGGGCCCUAUUGUGCAGAUGAAAAUGAGUGUCAGGUUGGGAACCCCUGCUCUCACGCGUGCCACAAUGCCAUGGGAACCUACUACUGCUCCUGUCCCCAAGGGCUCACCAUCUCAGCCGACGGCAGGACGUGUCAGGAUAUUGAUGAGUGCUCGCUGGGCGGCCACAUGUGCCAUGACGGACAGGACUGUGAGAACACCAUUGGCUCAUACCGAUGUGUUAUGCGCUGUGGGCGGGGCUUCAGGAGGACGGCAGAUGGUCUCAGUUGCACAGAUGUGAAUGAGUGUCAGGAGUCCAGUCCAUGCAAUCAACACUGUCUGAACACCAUUGGUAGCUAUCGCUGCGCCUGCGAGCCGGGGUACCAGCUCAGGAACCGACGCUGCAUAGACAUAAACGAGUGCAGACAGCGGGUGUGUCGGUCAGACCAGCAAUGUAAAAACACACGUGGUGGUUACACCUGUAUUGACCUGUGUCCCAGCGGGAUGACCAAAGGUGCCAAUGGGACAUGUGUGGACAUCGAUGAGUGCAGAGAUGGCACCCAUCAAUGCAGAUACAACCAAAUCUGUGAGAAUACCAGGGGCAGCUACCACUGUACCUGCCCACGUGGCUACCGCUCCCAGGGUGUGGGACGGCCCUGCAUCGACAUAAAUGAGUGUGAGCGGCUUCCUCAGCCCUGUGCCCACCAGUGCAUCAACACUCCCGGCAGCUUCAAGUGCACCUGCCCGCCGGGGCGCCACCUGCUGGGGGAUGGCAAGUCCUGCGCUGGGCUGGAGCGGCUGCCCAGCUAUGAGAGCUAUUCGUACGGCUACCGCACCUCACAGUCCUCCCCUGACCGAAGCUCCUACCAGCGCCUGUACCACAACUUGGCCUCUCAGAGCUACCACUCCUACGGUGCCACCACAGGGGGGCGCUAUAGGGGCCGUAGUCGCAGAGAGAUUGGCACACUACCCGCACAGCAGGGCUUCUCUGGCUGUCCGCAGGGGUUUGAGGCCAGGGGUGGCGGCUGCUUAGAUAUCAAUGAGUGUGAAGGAAGGGAUGCGUGCCAGCAUGAGUGUAUGAACACACCAGGAAGCCACAGGUGUCUCUGUCCUGCUGGUUACCGCCUCAUGACCAACGGAAAAACAUGUCAAGAUAUAGACGAGUGUCUGGAGCAGAAUAUCCAGUGCGGUGCCAACAGAAUGUGCUUCAACAUGAGAGGAAGUUACCAAUGUAUUGACACACCUUGUCCACCAAACUACCAGAGAGACCCAGCCACAGGGUUCUGCCUGAAGAACUGCCCACCAAAUGACCUGGAGUGUGCUCUGAGCCCCUAUGCCCUGGAGUAUAAGCUGCUGUCCCUCCCCUUCGGCAUUGCAGCCAACCAGGACUUGAUCAGGCUUGUGGCCUACACACAAGACGGAGUCAUGCACCCCCGAACCACGUUCCUGGUGGUGGAUGAGGAUGUCACGUUACCUUUCGCCCUGCGAGAUGAGAACCUGAAGGGCGUGCUGUUCACCACACGGGCGCUACGAGAGCCCCACACUUACCGCAUGAAGGUCCGAGCCCUGUCCUACAGCGAGGACGGAGGCAUCGAGUACCAGACUACCUUCAUAGUCUACAUCGCCGUCUCCGCCUACCCCUACUGAGAGCACUUUACAUGACCUGAGACAAAGGGGCGGGGAUGAAUCGCAUCCUCUGUG
Molecule: messenger RNA, 16923 nt
Organism: Myripristis murdjan (pinecone soldierfish)
Lineage: Eukaryota; Metazoa; Chordata; Actinopteri; Holocentriformes; Holocentridae
Gene: hmcn1
Product: hemicentin 1
Exons: 107
Coding region: 1-16869 (5622 amino acids)
Biological process (GO): homophilic cell-cell adhesion; synapse organization
Cellular component (GO): axon; plasma membrane; neuronal cell body
Molecular function (GO): axon guidance receptor activity; calcium ion binding
Source: RefSeq, a predicted model, not a curated record